AUGAAGGAGUUCAGCUUGUUUCUGUUGUGUCUCCUUUGCAUCUCCAGGAAGGGUGUGCAGUCCAAUGGCUGGUCUGUUCAUGUCCCAGCUGACGUUACUGGGGAACUUGGGAAGAUGGUAAUCCUGCCCUGUACUUUCACACACCCCUACAAAACAUUUGACCGUACCCUCACCGCCAUUUGGAGGAUCAAGGAACCUUACAAUGGCACAAUAGUUUUCAAGUGCGUUAGUCAGAGUGCCAGUGAGCUCUGUAAGACUGCCAUCAGCUACAAAAACAAAUACAAGCUGCUUGGCAACCCCAGGCACAAGGACCUUUCCAUCAGGAUUGACAAUCUGACCUGGACUGACAGCGAGAGAUACUUCUGCCGCGUGGAGUUGUCUGGGGAUAUCCACGACAAGUACGAAAGCAGGAAUGGGAUAAAGUUGCAUUUGAUAGCUGCCCCUAGGAUCAUCAACAUCACUGUGAGCUCCAAUGGGGACCGCACCUUCCAGGCUCGCUGCACCGCAGAGGGGGAGCCAGCGCCUGCUCUGACCUGGACAGGACCACCCUAUAGCAACCUCACCUCCAUCACCAGCAUGAACCAUCGUGUCACCAAGGAGCUCAGAUACCUGACCCAUGAUGGAAAAUACACCUGUACUGCCACCAACAGCCACGGAAGGGCUGAGGGGGCUGUGUACUUCUAUAAAUUCAAAGCCUCCAGCAGUUCCUUCUUUCUGAUCCUGAUCUUCGUGCCAUUAGGAAUUAAAGUGAUCAUUUUGCUGCUGAUACUGAGCUUCAUCUUUUUCUCAAGAGGGGGUCCCUCCUCUGCCCCGUCCAGCCUAGCUCGGCCACAGUUGCAAGACUCCACUUACGAGAACUUUGACCGUGGACACGGCGGCAGCCAGACUUUGCCGACAGAAAGAACAGCAUCAGGACGCAGCUGA
This is a messenger RNA of Pogoniulus pusillus (Red-fronted tinkerbird), 924 nucleotides long. RefSeq names its product sialic acid binding Ig like lectin 15 (gene SIGLEC15). The record is from RefSeq and is a predicted model, not a curated record. The coding region runs from base 1 to 924 and encodes 307 amino acids. Gene Ontology annotation, cellular component: plasma membrane. Lineage: Eukaryota; Metazoa; Chordata; Aves; Piciformes; Lybiidae. Gene Ontology annotation, biological process: regulation of osteoclast development; regulation of bone resorption; regulation of actin cytoskeleton organization. The transcript has 5 exons.